Messenger RNA from Exophiala xenobiotica, 954 nucleotides. RefSeq lists its product as uncharacterized. The transcript has a single exon. NCBI's taxonomy places the organism in Eukaryota, Fungi, Ascomycota, Eurotiomycetes, Chaetothyriales, Herpotrichiellaceae. The record is from RefSeq and is a predicted model, not a curated record. Gene Ontology annotation, molecular function: oxidoreductase activity. Bases 1 to 954 code for a protein of 317 amino acids.
AUGAAAGCUUAUCAAUGGGACGGCGAAGGCUCAAGCCUCGUCUUGAGAGAUCUGCCAAUACCACAACCUGCCGCUGGAGAGGUCCAGAUCAAAAUCAAAGCUUGUGGUCUUUGCCAUUCUGACUGCCAUAUUCUCGAUGGCACAGGGUCACAAUGGAUAAAGCAUAGACCCAUCACGCUGGGUCACGAGAUUUCAGCACAGAUUACCGCACUUGGGGAGGGUGUGACGGAAUUCCAUGUCGGCCAGAGAGUCGGAUGCGCCCUGAUCGCACCUUCUACCGCCAUCGGCCUGGAUUUCAACGGUGGCUAUGCCCAAUAUGCCGUCGCACCUGCACAGGUCAUCGUCCCACUUCCUGAGAGCCUGAGCUACGAAAGGGCCUGUAUCGCUGUGGACGCGAUGGCAUCGGCUUACCAUGCGGUUGUUGGCACGGGGGAGGUGACUUCGUCGAUGACUGUGGGAGUACUUGGGCUUGGUGGUCUGGGUUCUACAGGCCUCGCAGUUGCGUGUCUCCAGGGAGCCACCGUUUACGGCUUCGAUAUCAAUCAGGAAAAGUUUCCAUCAGCACUCAAAGCCGGUGCGAAAGCUUGUCAUAGCAGCAUCGACGAAUGCAAAGAUGUCACAUUUGACAUUGUGUUUGACUUCGUGGGGAUCAACGCGACAAUGCUUGCUGCUAUCAACGCCGUCAAGCGGGAGGGACGCAUUGUGCUUGUUGGAAUGGGGGACUCAGACAUGAAGCUGCCCACUGGUUUGAUUGUUAUGAAGAACAUCGAAAUCAGGGGCUCUCUCGGUGGGCGCAAAGAACAGCUACCAACAAUGUUCGACCUCAUUGCGGAGGGUAAGUUGGAUCCACAGGUAGAAGAGGUACCCUUUGAAGGCUUGGUGGACGCUUUACAUCGACUGGAGCAGGGCAAAGCAAAGUCGAGGUUUUUUGUGAGGCCAAAUGGACCAGAAUAG